AGUUCCACUUCCCAGGCAGCACCGCACGUGACCAGCUCUCGGAAGUCCGGCUGCCAGCGGCAGUGAGCGUGAGGGCGCGCCUUGGUCACGUGGUCGCUGGGCCGCGGAGCGGAUGAGACUGGCGGGAGAGGAGAAGGUGGCGGGAAAGGAGUCUGGAGAAAAUGGCGGACGCCGGCGUUGUGUGCGACGCUUGUAAACGUCUACUCGCGGGCUGCUGUGUGGAAACAUUGCAGUGUGGACACUGCUUGUGUGGAGAAUGCUCUUCUUGGAUUGAGCCAUUAGAUGCCACAUGUCCUGUGUGUGAGGCAUCUGAAACAGAAGACUGCGAUGUUUUAAGCUGUUCUGAAGACUUCGCCUGUGAGGCAGAUUGUCCCGUACAGCUAUUGGAAGAUUCAAAUAUGAAUAUGUCAGUGGAUGAUACUGUUGGAUCAGACCUAAAUCAACUUGACAAUGUGGAUGAUAGAAAGCAUGCAGUAGAUGGUAAAAAGGCCAUUGAUGCUGGGUUUAAGAAUCCUCUUGGUCAGGUUGAUGAAGCUCUGGUGAUUGCUAAUGAAACGUUUCACCAUCUAAAUGCUGCUGUUCAGACUUUGGGAAAGCUGAAAGAAAGAAAUACGAUGAUAGAGAGUAGUGUAUCUAAUUUGAUUGUUGAAGAAUUUGAAAACCUUUCUAUUGCUCUCUACAAAAGGAAAUUAAAAUUACUUGCAGAGUUAAAAGCAGUAAGCAAAAUCUACACAUCUGAUCUAGAAAAUGCUGCAGUAAAAAUAGAAGAACAGAAAAAAUGUUUGAAAACUAGAAUUGAAUUUGCUGAAGGAUUAAAACGGGAACCGUUACUGGCUGUUUACUGUGACCUUAAACAGAUUGUUGCAGAUUUGAAAGUGAUCUUUAAUAAUGAAAGCAUGAUUGAUAUUGUGAAAGCCCAUCCUGAUAUAAGAUUCAGUUUAAAUCGCGAUUUGAUCUUAAAAUUUUUCGAAAAGUUGGGAAACAUUUGCAGUGAUCAUACUCUGGAGCACCAAUUAACCUCUGAUGUGAGUUCUCUAUCAAUAAACAAGGAAUCUUUCUGCUUGGAUAUCAAGCCAGUACAUAGUUCGAUGAUGCAUGUUACAGAGUAUGAAGCUCAAGUCUUGGAGGAACAAUUACAAACUAAUUUAGGACACAGACCAAAAGAUGAAAAUAAACAAAAAACAAAUCAGCAGAGUUCAGGCUCUAACCAUGUUGGUCUUCAAAAAUCAAAUUUAUUACUAGGAAAUAAAUGUAAUUCUCAGCAACGCAGUUGUAGCCCUGAUGUCAUCAUAGAAGAAAUUAUCGAGGAUGAUCACGUUUAUUUGAUGGAUCUUCAUAAUAAUGCUGCUAUUGGUUGCCAUAAGAAAAACAGACCUACUCAGAAAGAAUCAAACAGUUGUAAACCAAAGAAAUUCAAAAAGAGCAUGAAGGGAAUGGUCCCAACUGCUCCAUUUCACCAAAGGAAAAUUUCACAGGAACUUGUAUAUCUCUGUCACAUGGUCGAUCCUUGUAACUUUUAUGUCCAUCGCUUGGCACAGAAGAAGCAGAUCAUUAUGCUUGAACGGAUGCUAAAUACUCUCAGCCAGUCUUCCAGCAAGUGUUGCCCUACUGACGUCCUGGAAAUAGGAGAAAUAGUUGCGUUUAGAAGUUUAGAACGCAAUGCUUGGUGUCGUGGGUGUAUCACUGAGCUGAUUCCGUUAGAAAGUAAAUUCGUCCGCCAAGCUUUUGGUCCAGCAAAAUACAGGAUUCAAGAUAUUUCAAGUGUGAAGUUUUUCUUGCUUGACUAUGGAAGCUCUGAGGUUUUUGUUGUAGCAAGAUUUGCAGGAGCUCAUCUCACAAAUUGGAACCCAAUGGCCGUCCGUCAAACGAAGGUUAAUGAUUUAUGCCACAUUUUGACAAAACUGACUUCUGAAGAAGACGGCUUACGCUAUAUGCCUACUUUUGCAAUCAAUUGCUCACUGGAUAUUGUUCCUCAAAGUUUAGAUGGAUUAUGGGCAAAGGAAAUAAAAGAUCAUAUUCUAAAAGUAGUAAACAAUAAGACUGUAGUAAUGAAAGUCUUCAGGGAAGAAAGCAAGAAGUUAAUUGUUGACCUGAAGAAGCCUUCUACAAAUAAAAUCAGUAGUGACAUGCCUGUCUCCCUUCGGGAUGCCCUGGUCUUCUUGGAAAUGGCAAAGUUUCCCUCAAACAUUUCAAGUGCAAUUGUAAAUGUUCCUGCUGCUCAAUAUAGCAAUCCAAUAUUACCAAAGAACAUGACAGAAGUCAUUGUCAUUAUCUGCCAUAUGAGUGAUCCUUCUGACUUUUACAUUCACGUGCUUGGUUUAUCAGAAUAUGUAAAGCUUGUGGACAAGAUACAAGUAGUGUAUAACAGCAAAGAAUCUGAUGAUUUAAAAUUGUUGUGUCCAGCAAUGGGUCAAGCCUGCAUUGCCAAGUAUGAUUCAGAAGAUGAGCUCUGGUACCGAGCCGAGGUUAUUGGAUUACCUAGUUCUGAAGAAGCCAUCAUAAAGUAUGUUGACUUUGGCAAUGUUGCUACCAUUAAUAUCAAAAAGUUAAGACAAUUAAAGGAUGAAUUUCUGUCCCUUCCACGUCAGGCAAUUUGCUGCAGACUUGCAUAUAUUCAACCUAUUGAUGCUGGACUUCAGUGGAGCUUAGAGGCAUGUAAGCUGUUUGAAGAAUUGACGACCUUUAAACAUAUGAGACUUACUUCAAUAGGUGUGCUGCUUGACAACAAACUAUCUGUUGAAUUAUUUGAUGCUAAGGCUGGAACAUCUACCAGCAUUAACACCUUACUGGUUAAGGGAAAUGUUGCUGCUUUCAUCCCUUGCACACCAGUUUCUAAUGAUCAACAUCUGCCACUGAAGGAAGUUUGGGAUCCAGUAACAUUUUUGCCUGACACAGAGGAAAAUUGUAUGGAUUCUUUCUCUCUGUUUGAACAGAAACAGCUUGAUGUGUUUGUCAGUCAUGUCAUUUCUCCAAGCAGAAUAUAUGUACAGUGGUUAUCAACAGCAAACAUUCUUAAGAGUUUACAAUCAGCCAUGUCUGAAAAGUAUGUAAGCUCGGAACCGGAAAGUGUACAGUGGCAGAUUGACAUGCAUGUUGCUGUUCAGCUUCAGAUUGAUUAUGAGUGGCGUCGUGGAAAAAUUAAAAAUAUAAUAUCUGAAAAAUUAGUGGAGGUGUUUUGCUAUGAUUUUGGAAUAGAAGAAGUGACAGAUGUCAUGAAUUUAAGAACAUUAGAUGAAAGCCUUAAGAAACUUGGUACUAUGUGUCUGGAGUGUACUCUGAUGGAUAUACAGCCUGCUGGUGGCAGUCAAAACUGGACAGCAACAGCGUGUGACUUUCUUCGCUACUAUCUCAAUGGAGCCACAGCCACAUUGACAAUUGAAGAAAAUACAUCACAGUGGCCUUUGCCUGUUAAAAUUGUAAUCAAGAACGAAGCAGGCCAAUUGGUUGAUGUGUCUGAUCACCUAAUAAGAAAGGGGUUGGCAUUGAGAGAUAGACGAAUGUUGCGUUACAACUCUUCCGUUCAACCAGCGGAUGACCCACCUCUACCUUCAGACAGGGAAAGCUGCAAACCCGAAGGCAGAGACAAGUUAAAACAUUUUGGACUAGAUGAUUUUUAUGGGCUCAAAAAACUUGAUUCCCUGAUGGAGGUUAAUGAAACAAAGUUGCCUGUCAAAGAAGAAGCUUUAGUACAAAAAGUUACUUCAAAACCCGAGUACGAUUCAGAUACAGUAACCAAUAAGGAAGAAAUUAUUCCAGUAUCUGAUGAGCCUAUGGUGGAACCAAUUAUUGAUGAGCCUUACCGUCCUCCGCUUUUACCAGAGGAGAAAACCUUUUCGGCUAAAGUUACUUAUGUAGCUGAAGAUGGAACAAUAUAUGUGAUCCAGGAAUCUUUGGAAAACGAGCUUGGCAUGCUUAUGCUUGAAAUCCAAAAUUCCUUCAAAUGUCUUGGGUUAUUGCAACCAUACUGCUGGAAAAAAGGUGAAGGUUGUCUCAUUAAGGGAUCAGAUACCAUGUCAUACAGAGGAAAGGUCCUCGAAAUUCUUGGAGGUGAUAUGAUGAAGGUGCAGUAUGAAGAUUUCGGAUACAUUGAAAAAAUCCCUACAUGCCACAUUUUCCCUACUGUGUUUAAUCCGAAUAUUCCCCGUUUUUGCAUUCAGUGCCAGCUAAAUGACGUGCUUCCUGUUGGUAAAUGUUGGCAACAAGAUACUAUUGCAUUUCUGAAAGAACUUCUUGUGGAUAGAAUCGUCAGCGUUCAAAUUGUGGAGCCUCCAGAUGGUCCUCGAGGUAUUGCCUCUAUUUAUCUGUACUGUGGAAGUGCUUCAGUUUCUGCUAUUUUGGAGAAACAUUCACAUUGUAUCCCUAAGGAUUGUGAGAAAAAGACAAAAGUAGACAAAGACCUUGAUUUGAAUGACGAUUUUGAUACCUGCAAAGAAACCCAGUUUGUCACCAAAAUUUCUCAUGAGAAAAUCUGGCGUUUCGAUUUCAAGGAAUUGCUUCAAACUGAGUUGGAAACCUCUGUAUUACCUAAUUAUACUUUACUGUCCUUACCUGGUGCAGGACAGCUUUUUCCAGUAAGAGUAACACACUUACAAACGCCAAACAUUGUUUUUAUUACAAUGGUGAAUGGAGGUGUAAAAUCAGUAGUAGAUCGCUCUGGUGAAGGUGACCAUGACAGCAACCUUUAUUCUCUUGAAUCCAGCCUGGAAAGAAUUAACUAUGAAGCUGAUGCACUGCAGUGUGUGACUGAUUUUAGGACAGCAAUGCCAUGUCUUGCAUAUUACACUGAUGGUUUGAUACAUAGAGCAAAACUGCAGUCCAUCAAAAGUUACGAUCCUGUAACCUGUGUUGUGGAAUUUAUUGAUUACGGAUCUACAACAACAGUUGACACCAGCAGUUUAUUUCAGAUUCCUGCUUAUCUAUUGGAUUACCCAGCAAAGGCGGUGCGAGUAAAACUGGCUGGAUUUAAGCCUCCUAAAGUAGAUUUUGAACUGGAAAGAAUUCCUUACUGCGAGGAAUGGAGCUUCAGAGCCCUGACUGAGAUGAUCGACUUAGUUCAAAAAAAAUCACUAUUUGCUGCAUGUGUUUCUGGAGCUUCUGAAAACAUUGUGUUUUUGUAUGAUGAAAAGAAGCAGCUGGUGCACCAGCCAUUGAUAGUCAUGGGACUGGCAGAGGUAGAUUAAAGUUGUACCGGCUAACUGCGGUUUAUACUCAGAAGAGCAGAGCUUUCAUUAUUUUUGUGUGAAUGUUUUAGGUUCAGGUUUCGGCUAGCUGAAGUUUAUACUCGCAAGAGAAGAGUUUCCAUAUUUGUUUUGUUUGUUUUUUCACAUAUCUGUGACCGGCCUGGAAUAACAUGGAACAUGUUGACUAAAAGUUCGGGGGUUUUUUUAUAUAUGCACAUUUCAAAAAUUUUUGAGGAUAUAUGUUACUGUACAGUAUGUAAUGAAUAAAAUUACAUAUGUUUGCCAAUUAAAGACAAAAAGUUCCAUAAAAAUUAAA
Molecule: messenger RNA, 5496 nt
Organism: Pseudophryne corroboree (corroboree frog)
Lineage: Eukaryota; Metazoa; Chordata; Amphibia; Anura; Myobatrachidae
Gene: RNF17
Product: ring finger protein 17
Exons: 41
Coding region: 162-5180 (1672 amino acids)
Source: RefSeq, a predicted model, not a curated record